AUGCCAGCCUUUUCAGUCCUCAGCGGCACAGCGCAGACCCGGUCGACCCGCCUCCUCGUCGUCACCGUCUUCAUCGUCAUCGUCUUCUUGUUCUUGGGCAACUCUCAGCUGGCUGCCGGACCGUACCUGGGAUCCACCACCGACACAGAAUUGUCGCCAGAGCACUUUGCGAACCAGCACAAACAGGCCGCCAGCAACAAGCUUCCUCCUCCUCCUCCUCCUCCUGCCGAUGGUGCCGCAGGCCAGACACCCCCUCAUCAUGACUCGAAUGAGAUGGAGCAUCACCCCUCGGCGGAGACGGUGCAUGACGGCCAUGACCAUGAUCACGACCACGACCACAAGGCUGACACAGCAAUCGAUGAGCCCAAUGAGUCAAUCCCCGACCAAGGCAAGGUACCUGAUCCGGAUGUCUGGCACGAUGACAAGGAGGACGAGCGUCUGGCGGCACCGGCGGGUUUGUCGCCAGAAGCAGAUGCCGUUUCGACACAUGCCGUCUCAGCCACCACUUCGCACGACGUCGCCGCCCAGUCACCGGCGGCCCCCACGUCAGCCAUUGUCCUCGCGACGACGGAACCUGUUGUCGUUGCUGCUGCCUCCCCGACGCCGCCACUGCGUCCCGCCUCGGAGAUUGACAACUGA
This is a messenger RNA of Verticillium nonalfalfae, 639 nucleotides long. RefSeq lists its product as uncharacterized. NCBI's taxonomy places the organism in Eukaryota, Fungi, Ascomycota, Sordariomycetes, Glomerellales, Plectosphaerellaceae. The record is from RefSeq and is a predicted model, not a curated record. The coding region runs from base 1 to 639 and encodes 212 amino acids. The transcript has a single exon.